Lonchura striata (white-rumped munia) is the source of this 1541-nucleotide messenger RNA. Lineage: Eukaryota; Metazoa; Chordata; Aves; Passeriformes; Estrildidae. The record is from RefSeq and is a predicted model, not a curated record.
CGGGCCGCGAGUGACGGCAGCCGGGGGCGGUGGAGGUGCCAUGUCCCUGGGCAGUGACAGCGGCCCCGGCAUCGUGCACAGCCUGCUGUGCCACCGGCAGGGAGGGGACAGCGAGGCCUUCGCCCGCCGCGCCAUCCAGAGCCUGCUCAGGAAGCUGAAGGAGAAGAGGGACGAGCUGGACGCGCUGGUGGCCGCUGUCACCUCCGGAGGGGCGCAGCCCGGCCAGUGUGUCACCGUGCAGCGCACCCUGGACGGGCGGCUCCAGGUGGCCGGCAGGAAGGGGUUCCCGCACGUCAUCUACGCCCGGCUCUGGCGCUGGCCCGACCUGCACAAGAACGAGCUGAAACCCGCCACCUUCUGCCAGUUCGCCUUCGACCUCAAGUGCGACAGCGUCUGUGUCAACCCCUACCACUACGAGCGCGUGGGGACCCCCGAGGGCGGUCUGAGCAUCCCGGGCACAGUGCCCCCUCCGCGCCCGGUGAAGGAGGAGUUUGUCCAUGACUGUGUGCAGAUGGAGCCCCCCGCCCGGCCCCACCCAGCGCUGCCCCCCCGGCGGCCCCCUGAGCCCCCCGGCGUGCCCCGGCCCUACCCUGCGCUCCCCAUGGCGCCCCGAGCGACCCCCCAGGACCCCCUGCUCCCCCUGGCCCACCCCGAGGGCCCCCCGCAGGACGGGUACCCCAAAGCACCCCACCACAGGCCCCCCGUGCUCCAGCCCCCCGUGUCCACCCACCCCGGUGAGUGCCCCCCACCCUCCUUAGCACCCGUGGGUGCCGUGACCCCCCCUAAAAAUCCCGCGUGCCGCCCGCCAGGCCCGGAAUUCUGGUGCUCCAUCGCCUACUUCGAGCAGGACGUGCAGGUGGGGGAGAUCUUCAAGGUGCCCUCGAGCUGCCCCACCGUGGUGGUGGACGGCUACGUGGACCCCUCGGGGGGCGCCCGCUUCUGCCUGGGGCAGCUCUCCAAUGUGCAGCGCUGCGCGGCCAGCGAGAGGGCACGGCUGCACAUCGGCAAGGGCGUGCAGCUGGAGCGGCGAGGAGAGGGCGACGUGUGGAUGCGCUGCCGCAGCGACCACGCCGUGUUCGUGCAGAGCUUCUACCUGGACCGGGAGGCGGGCAGAGCCCCCGGGGACGCCGUGCACAAGGUGUACCCCGGGGCACACAUCAAGGUGUUUGACCUGCGCCAGUGCCACCGGCAGAUGCAGCAGCAGGCGGCCACCGCCCAGGCCGCCGCCGCCGCCCAGGCGGCCGCCGUGGCCGGCAGCAUCCCCGGGCCCGGCUCGGUGGGCGGCAUCGCCCCGGCCAUCGGGCUGUCGGUGGCCGCGGGGCUCGGCGUGGACGACCUGCGGCGCCUGUGCCUCGUUAGGCUGAGCUUCGUCAAGGGCUGGGGGCCCGACUACCCCCGGGCCAGCAUCACCUGCACGCCCUGCUGGAUCGAGGUGCACCUGCACCGUGCCCUGCAGCUGCUGGACCACGUCCUGCACGCCCUGCCCGACGCCCACGCCUGACUCCCGGGAGGAGCAGCCAAAAAAAAAACACAAAAAAGAG